AUGUCGAACUCGCAUAACGCAACCUUUUCACGCGAGAUUACAAAUCCAACAGAUUGCCUUCUUCCGCCUCCGCCGUCCUAUCUCGGCCUUUUCACUUUAGCCGCGCUGCCACGCCGCCACGCCGUAGAACACCGUCCCGCCCCGCCAUCCGAGACCAUGUCUCGCUCCGGAGCCCCCCUCCGGCUGGCCGUACUCGAGGCCGACACACCGCAGCCGCAGACCCUCGCGCGCGUCGGCAGCUACACGGCCGUCUUCACGCAGCUCUUCCAGGGCGCGUGCGACACGGCGAUCCCGCCAAUGACACUCGCCGACGAGCUCACCAUCUCCGGCCACGGCAUCGUCGACGACCUGCACGCCUACCCGGCCCUCGACGAUGUCGACGCCAUCCUCAUCUCCGGGUCGCGGCAUAACUCGUUUGACAAUGACCCGUGGAUCCUCAAGCUGGUCGAGUACACGCAGGCGGCGCUCGCGACGAACCGCGUCCGCGUCGUGGGUGUCUGCUUUGGCCACCAGAUUCUGAGCCGCGCGCUGGGGUGUCAGGUCGGCCGCAACCCCAAGGGCUGGGAGGUGGCGGUCACGGAUGUCGAGCUGACGCCGCAAGGUAAAGAGGUGUUUGGUCUGGACAAGAUGACUAACUUGGGCCACCAGCGAAUCCACCAGAUGCACACCGACGUGGUGGCCGAAUUCCCUUCGGAUGCUGUGGCUCUUGGCAGCAACAAUGUCUGUUCUGUGCAAGCCAUGUACUCCCCUGGGAGGUACAUUGCUGUCCAGGGACAUCCUGAAUUCACCAAAGACAUUGUCACCGAACUUCUUUUGAAGCGCCACACGGCCGGCGUUUUUUCCGAUGAGUUAUAUAAUAGUGGAAUGUCUCGCGUUGCAGAUGAGCACGACGGUUUCGCGAUCGCUAGAGGUUUCCUGAAAUUUUUGAAAGAUUAG
This is a messenger RNA of Cordyceps militaris CM01, 936 nucleotides long. Its product is annotated as class I glutamine amidotransferase, putative. Gene Ontology annotation, cellular component: cytosol; nucleus. The transcript is spliced from 3 exons. The coding region runs from base 1 to 936 and encodes 311 amino acids. The record is from RefSeq and is a predicted model, not a curated record. Lineage: Eukaryota; Fungi; Ascomycota; Sordariomycetes; Hypocreales; Cordycipitaceae.